Molecule: messenger RNA, 438 nt
Organism: Phytophthora sojae
Lineage: Eukaryota; Oomycota; Peronosporomycetes; Peronosporales; Peronosporaceae
Exons: 3
Molecular function (GO): protein binding
Source: RefSeq, a predicted model, not a curated record
AUGGGCGGUGAAGAUAAUGCGGACACAUCGCCAGUGUAUCAAUCGCGUCUGCGAGCCAAGAAAGAAGAGAGGAUGCAGCAGAGGCAGAUUGAGCGAGAGCUCUCAUUCCGGGGCGCUUCAUCUCGAGGCAAUGCGCAACGGCUGACCGUUGUGGAUUCCAGUGAAGAUGUGGCGAAGCGUCGAGAGCGAGCAGAAGCAAGGAAGCGAGUCAUCGACUACCACGGAAGCAUCUGGGAUGCUGUGGACAAUAACGAGCUGGAAAUGGUGCGGAACUACUUCAUGGUCGAAGGUGCUCACACCUUGCUGCGUCGGCGACACCCGGAUGCAGAGCAGGGUGGUCGCACCUUGUUGCAUUGUGCGGCGUGGCACGGAUACAAGGCGAUCGUGGAGCUCAUUUUGGCCACCAAGUGCGACGUCGACGUCGUGGAUAGUGUAUGU